Messenger RNA from Kogia breviceps (pygmy sperm whale), 1371 nucleotides. It is a transcript of the gene ADISSP, whose product is annotated as adipose secreted signaling protein. The record is from RefSeq and is a predicted model, not a curated record. Lineage: Eukaryota; Metazoa; Chordata; Mammalia; Artiodactyla; Physeteridae.
CUUGUUUUACGCUGAGACCCCGCUGCUUCCGCCACAGCCACGGCUCCCGCCACCACCACAGCUGCCGCCGCCGCUGCCGUGGUCGUCCCUGCCCGUCCUAGCCUCGGGGUGCUCCCCGCACGCCACAGGCCCAUUGGUGACCCUGACCCCUGCCCUCCCCACUCCCCAUGCAUCAGGCUUCUGCUGGUGUCCCUGGAGCAUGGGAAGCUGCUGAGCUUGACCGGUGGUGUCUGGCAGGAGCUGCGUGUCUCACCCUGUGGCAGGGAGGGCGUCCAUGGCUGCAGCCAACAAGGGCAAUAAGCCCAGAGUCCGGAGUAUCCGCUUUGCGACAGGCCAUGAUGCAGAAGGCUCCCAGAGCCACGUCCACUUUGAUGAGAAGCUGCAUGACUCUGUGGUCAUGGUCACCCAAGAGAGCGACAGCAGCUUUCUGGUCAAGGUUGGCUUCCUGAAGAUCCUGCACAGGUAUGAGAUUACCUUCACUCUUCCCCCAGUGCGCAGGCUGAGCAAGGAGGUCCGAGAGGCACCUGUCCCCAGCCUGCACCUCAAGCUCCUCAGCGUCAUGCCCAUCCCAGAAGGUUACAGCAUCAAGUGUGAGUACUCAGCGCACAAGGAGGGCGUCCUCAAGGAGGAGAUGCUGCUAGCCUGCGAAGGUGGCACUGGCACCUGCGUGCGCGUGAUGGUGCAGGCGCGCGUCAUGGACCGACACCACGGCACACCCAUGCUGCUAGAUGGUGUCAAGUGCGUGGGUGCUGAGCUAGAAUACGACUCAGAGCACAGUGACUGGCACGGCUUCGACUGAGGCCCUCGCCCCCACCUGCCUCGGGGCCUCUCAGCCUUAAACCCACCUCGUCUCCCCAAAUGCUGCGUGAUGGUGUAGCUUCCUCACCCUUCCCAGGGAUGGGCAUGGAGGUGGAGGGUCCAAGGGCCUCCAAGCUGGAACCUCACCCACACCUCUCACCUCAUUUGUGCCACCUCCUUGCCUCUCCAGCAACCUCCUCUCCCACUUCCUCCUCUCUGUGUGCCUCAGUCUCCUGCUGGAAGAAAUGGGUUGAGCCCCCAAGGAGGCUCUCUGAGGAGAGAUGGAGAGGGCCUGGGAUGGGUUCUACCCACCCCCUUACCCCAAGCCAUAGGGGCUCUAGCCAGGGCCUAGGAGAGGAGAGAGCUGGCUCUGUGGUGUAGCUGCCCCCAUUACUGCUGCUGCUGUCUUGCUUUAGCCACCUCUCCUGUCCCCCUCCCUCUUUCCCACUGCCGUCCAUGGUGAGGAGGAAGGAGGUGCAGUUCCCAAUCCCUAGCCCCCAGGUCUGUGUUACUUGGUUUUUAAAUAACUGGUUGGGAUAAACCCUAAAGAAAUAAAACUUCCAGUGGAUACCA